Molecule: messenger RNA, 910 nt
Organism: Aspergillus ruber CBS 135680
Lineage: Eukaryota; Fungi; Ascomycota; Eurotiomycetes; Eurotiales; Aspergillaceae
Product: class I SAM-dependent methyltransferase
Exons: 1
Coding region: 70-738 (222 amino acids)
Molecular function (GO): methyltransferase activity
Source: RefSeq, a predicted model, not a curated record
UCCGAUACUAUUGCUUAAUUUUUUUUAAUAUUCUCCGGCCCUACUCGCCCAAAUAAUUCACCAACUACAAUGUCCAAACUAACUCCCACUGAGCGCGGCAUCGCCAUCUACAAACCCAUGGUCCUCCAAAUUUACGACUACUGGGUUCUCAAUAUAGUCAACACUUGGGCCUGGCGCUGCCCCACAAAAACCUACCUCCUCCCUCUCUUUACCUCCAAUAUCGGCUCUAACCACCUCGACAUCGGCGUCGGUACGGGCUAUUACCUCGCCAACGGGACCGUUCCGCAAAUCACGCGUCUGACGCUGUGCGAUCUGAGUCCUGCGGCGCUGGCCAAGGCCAAAUCCAGGGCUGGGAGGGAGGAUGCAGUGGAAUUGCUGUGUGAUGUGUUGAAGCCGUUGCCUGUGGGCGCGGGGGAGAAGUUUGAUUCGGUGUCGAUGUACUUUUUGUUGCAUUGUUUGCCUGGACCGGUGAAUAACAAGACUGUUGUGUUUGAGCACGUGAAAGAGGUUUUGAAGGAGGAUGGGGUUGUUACCGGCGCUACUGUUUUGGGGAAAGGGGUGAAGGAUAACUUUUUUGGGGGAUUGAUUCGGCGGUUUUGUGUGUUUGGUGGCAUUAUGAGCAAUGAGACGGAUGAUUUUGAGUCAUUUGUGGGGGCUUUGAAGGCGAACUUUGAGGUUGUUGAGGUGGAUGUUAUUGGGGUUGUGUUGGUGUUCAAGGCGAUGAAGCCAAAGUUCUAGCUGCUAGUUGGAUUAAUUCAAUGGACAUCGGGGUUAGUAGAUUCUGGUGAGUGGAUAGGCUUAGUUAGAGAGGAAUGGAAUGCGUCUAGAGUACAAUAACAAAGCAUCUAGAACUUAAAAAUCUGAUCCUUAGUGUACCCAAGCUCUCCCAGAAUCCCCUUCCCACCCCCAA